AUGGAAAUGUGUGAGCGGAAUCCUUUAAAUCCCGGCUAUGUUGGUUCUCUGUUAAAUUUUGCUCCCCCUGAGUCGUUGUAUUUCUCCAACUUGCGCGGUAAUGGAGCCCAUAUACCCGGGCUGCAUCAGCUCCCUUACAAUAGGAGGGAGGUGUGCACGCUCCCGUGGACUUCCUCAAGUUCGUGCGCGUCUGGGCCAGCGGCACCACCACAGAGCCGCGCCUUCGGAGGCUACUGUCCGCCGUUUUUGUCCAAUUCAGUGUCUUUAAACACAAACUCCUCGAGCGGCCACGUCAAGACGCAUUUGGAGGAGUCUCCUCGAUGCUUUCAGGACACAAGCCAAAAGACAGAGGAGUCUGGCAGUCAAGAUGAAGUUUACGCCGGGGAUCACGGGGUCCGUUACUCAGCUCUGGACAACCGGUCUCACGGUUCUGCGGCACAGCUUGAUCCGGAUACAGCAGGUCCACUGAACGUGAACGGCCCCAAACAGGAGGAGAAUCCCAUUCACACGUUAUCCAGUAACCCAUGCUCCAGGACGACUUUUGCUCAAGGUGCCCCGUGGUGCUCGUCGCAAGUGAAAACAAGAAAAAAGAGAAAGCCCUACUCGAAGCUGCAGCUAGCUGAACUUGAGAAUGAAUUUAUGAUGAACGAGUUCAUUAACAGACAGAAACGCAAGGAGCUGUCAGACAGACUUGACCUUAGCGACCAGCAGGUGAAAAUCUGGUUUCAGAAUCGGAGGAUGAAGAAGAAACGACUGAUGAUGCGCGAGCAAGCUUUCUCUGCAUACUGAUGACCUUUGGCCUUGAUCCUGAGCAUCGCAUCAAUAAUGUAACGUUCUGCGUCCGCACUCCAUGUUGCUAAAUUGAUUCCUCCAGUUGUGUUGGAGGAGUCACUGACUGGAAUAAUUUCCUAUGUUCUUUUUUUUCUUUUCUCGAAUGAAUGAAUCUCAACAUUUAUCAGCUGCACAGGUGGGAAAGGUGGGUGGACGGAAUUGGUGGGCCGGGUUUCGUGUCUACAGUCGUGUCUGUCGUUAGGUCUGGGCGACUAAAGCACUUUGGUGAAGGUCAUGGAAAUACAUUUGUUUUAGUUUAAUUUAAAUGCGCAGCUUCUGUUACGUUAUAUAUUAUACCUUCAUCAAAAGGUUCCAGCAUAUUUGUAGUAUAGCCUAACAAAUGCAAAAAAUAAAUUUGCAUUGGUGACUGAGACUGAGUAGAUUUUUACGCAUGCUGGGUCACUUUUGGCUUUAAGAUUCUCCAAAUGCGCCGUAGGCCACAGCUUCCAAACUGGUCUUAGCCGGCGGAUGAUAAUCAGUCUAUAAGCCCACUUGUUUCUCAUCCAGCGCAAAUAUGAGACCAGCUUAAACGGAAAUGUGGAACCAUUUGUUUUUGUGUCUUUUGUAUGACGGCCUUUGCAUGUAGUGCAGCCUUAUUGUAGAAGGCAACAGUCAAGUUCACGUUUACGAUGUGUAAAACAUUAGCAAUAGUCAGCACUGCAAAAUAUAUCUCAUGAUUGCAUGCCCAUCCCCUAAUUGAUGUUAUUUAAUCAAAUGUCUGAAUUAUCCACCUUUUUUUUGUGUAAAUCUGUUUAAAGAAGUAAUGCGAAACUACUUUUCGCAGCGUAUUUGGCGCUAGGAAGUGUUUGAAGCCCGCAAAAAAAGAAAAAGAAAAGAAAAAAGGUUUGUGGAUGUGAAACAGUCUGAUGGUGUCAAAACGCAUAAUAUCUGUUGUAAAUUAAAUGUUUAUCUUUUUUUGUUGUUGUUGUAGACCUCUGUAUUGUCACAAAAAACGCACAUAUGUGUGAUCUCAAGGUCGCAUCAAAGUCAUUCUAAAGCGGAAGAUUUACAUUUUUUGAAAAUAAAUA
Messenger RNA from Maylandia zebra (zebra mbuna), 1859 nucleotides. It is a transcript of the gene hoxd12a, whose product is annotated as homeobox D12a. Gene Ontology annotation, molecular function: sequence-specific double-stranded DNA binding; DNA-binding transcription factor activity, RNA polymerase II-specific. NCBI's taxonomy places the organism in Eukaryota, Metazoa, Chordata, Actinopteri, Cichliformes, Cichlidae. The record is from RefSeq and is a predicted model, not a curated record. Gene Ontology annotation, biological process: regulation of DNA-templated transcription.